Sorghum bicolor (sorghum) is the source of this 895-nucleotide messenger RNA. Its product is annotated as protein C2-DOMAIN ABA-RELATED 5. NCBI's taxonomy places the organism in Eukaryota, Viridiplantae, Streptophyta, Magnoliopsida, Poales, Poaceae. The record is from RefSeq and is a predicted model, not a curated record. The coding region runs from base 142 to 633 and encodes 163 amino acids. The transcript is spliced from 4 exons.
UUGCCGGCCGGCGACCAAGGAAGAAAUCGCGUCGUCCUGCUCUGAUUAGAACACAGCAGGUCUCGUCGUCGUCGUCGUCGGUGAAUCGAAGAAGGAGCGCUAGCUGCCGGCCGGCGGCAGGGGAGAGCGAUCGAGCAGAUCAUGUCUACGCUGCCAGGAGGCUUCCUGUCCGUGCGCGUCCUGCGAGGGAUCAACCUUGUCAGCUGCGACGCCAAGGGCAGUGACCCCUACGUCGUGAUCAGCCUGGAUGGCCAGAAACUGAAGACGAGUGUGAUGAAGAAGACGGUGAACCCAGUGUGGAACGAGGAUCUAACCUUGGCAGUCAUGGACGCGUCAGCACCCAUCAAGCUAGAGGUUUUCGACAAGGACACGUUCAGCAAGGACGACAUGAUGGGGGACGCGGAGUUCGACAUCGAGGCGCUGGUGCAGAUGAUACAGAUGGACCUGGAGGACAUCCGCAGCGGCACCGUCGUCCGCACCGUGCGCCCCGGCGGCAAGGACAGCUGCCUCGCCGACGAGAGCCACAUCAUCUGGGACAACGGACAGGUCGUCCAGGACAUCCUCCUCAAGCUCAGGAACGUCCACACCGGCGUCGUCCACCUGCAGCUCAAAUGGGUCACCAUCCCAGAUUAAACACGUACCAGUUCUAACGAAUUCCCCUUCCUCGCCGUCUUCGACGAUCUGCAGACUGAAGAAAGUGAUCAUCAGCUGCUCCGAUCCCCGGCCAUGACGAACUCUCGUGAUAAUUAAACAGUGUAGUACUAUGCAAAAUUACAAUGUUGAAGAUGUCAUUGUAUUUUAGUAGAGCCACGUCCACGUACAUUGUCAAUUCGAUCUCACUGUAACUUUUGAUAUGGAAUUAAUUUAUCAAUCAGGCAAUUGCAUGACCAAGAAA